AUGGCAGACACCCCGGCGAUACAUACGCCGCCGGUGCCGCAUUUCCAUGAUACGCCCUCGCAGGCCGUCUUUGACGAAGCGGCCCAGCAGACGUUCAAGUUCCAGCGCCAGCUCGAGGAGUCGGACGACAUCAUCGAGAUCCCCGAGUCGCGCGAGCGGCGCAUGUGGGAGCUCCGUCUGAUGCACAACUUCAUGCUGAACCAGGCGCAGCAGUUCCAUGAACACAAGGGGAAGCACGCGCCGCAGCCUGCACCUACGGCGUCCCUGCCGGAGACACAGAACGCAACUCAGGAGAACGGCGCCUUCCUCUGGGGCAGGGAGAUCCCGUACAUGGCGUUCGAGGACGACGGCAUGCUGUACAGCAUGCUGGCGCACAGCGCGCUGAACUUGUGGACCAAGUCAGCCGACUUCGCCGAGCGGGACACUCUCCGCGUCCUUCAGCAAAAGUAUCUUGGUAUGGCGCUCCGCGAGCAACGCAAGUCGGUUGCGACGUUGAGCCGGGAGAACGCAGACAGGGUGUGCAUGUCCAGCCUGACAAUGCUCUCGCACAGCUUCGCGCUCGUGCAGACGCUGCCCCCCAGGCCGUGGGAGCCGCCGCUCGAGUGGCUGCGGAUGGGCAGGGGCGCCGGUGCGCUGUUCACCGUCGCCAGGGGCUAUCUUGGCGGCUCGAACCAGUCGGACCGGUUCCAGCGGUUCCUCAACUCGCCGCCAAAGUUCGACCCGGACGAGAUGUUCACGCAGGAGAACCGCGAGCAUCUGCUGUGGCUGCUGGACAACGACGGUGGCAGCGCAGAUGACGGCGGUAUUGAGAUGCAGGACAAGGUCACGAUCAUCAUCUACCAUCGCGUGCUAAGCUACAUCGGCACCGUUCAGAAGGGCAUUCGUGAACAGGAGCCGCUGUUUGCCAUAUGUCGCCGCUUUGCUGGUUUCUCGGUCUGGAUGCCGGAUAUGUUCCACGAGUUCUUGACCCAGAGGCGGCCUCGCGCGCUGGUCGCGCUGGCGCACUUCUUUGCGCUAUGGAUUCCAUACAGCGAUGUCUGGCUCGUGGGCAAGACGGGCGAGAACCAGGUCCGGGGUAUUUACGAAGUACUUCCGCACGACUGGAGGCACAAGUUGGACCCGAUCUUUGUGGAAUACAACUUGGACUAUGAUAUAUGA
Molecule: messenger RNA, 1158 nt
Organism: Phaeoacremonium minimum UCRPA7
Lineage: Eukaryota; Fungi; Ascomycota; Sordariomycetes; Togniniales; Togniniaceae
Product: putative c6 transcription protein
Exons: 1
Coding region: 1-1158 (385 amino acids)
Biological process (GO): regulation of transcription by RNA polymerase II
Molecular function (GO): DNA-binding transcription factor activity, RNA polymerase II-specific
Source: RefSeq, a predicted model, not a curated record